Molecule: messenger RNA, 345 nt
Organism: Dictyostelium discoideum AX4
Lineage: Eukaryota; Evosea; Eumycetozoa; Dictyosteliales; Dictyosteliaceae
Exons: 2
Coding region: 1-345 (114 amino acids)
Source: RefSeq, a predicted model, not a curated record
AUGGAUUUAGUAUCAAAAGAUCUUAAACAAAUUUUAUUAUCAAUACCAAUUUUAAAACCAAUUUGUUUAGAUUCAAAAAGCAAUGAAAUUGGAUUUUGUAAAGAAUAUUAUUUAGGAAUUUAUAAAAUUGAAAAUGAAACUUUAAAAGAAUAUGAUUCAAUUAAUAAAAAUUUAAAAACUGGUUUUGAGUCCUAUGAAUGGGAAAAUGGGCCAUUAUAUGAAAAGUUAAUAUCCAUUUUAAUUCAAGUUAUAAUAUUAUAUAUAGCAAUAGUAUCUUUAAUAGUUUUCGAAUAUGGAAAUAAAAGAAUUAAAAAAUCCAAUAACCCAUACACUUUUAGAAAUUAA